UCUUCUCUCUUCUUUUCUUAUAGGUUUGGAAGAACAUUGUUCUCAGACCCUGAGAAAUCUGGACUUUGUAACACUGUGUCUGCCAAAAGGACUAUAAGGAAUUGAUACUUCCUUGUAAUUGAUUGCUUCCUUGCAAUUAGUUUUUUGGUGUUUGUACCUCUUAUUUUUCUGUGGAUUUUGGAUCGAGAAACACCAUGAGCACAACUCAGCGAAAGCGCCGUGGAGGAGCAGUUAAUUCCCGUCAGGCUCGGAAACGAAACAGGCUGGCAGCUUCUACUGCAGAAAUGGCUUCAGAAGCAGAACCAAUAGAACUUGAAGAAAGUGCUGGUGAAGAAGUAGUAGAUCUCACAUGUGAAUCUUCUGACCCUGUAGUCGUUGAUCUAACUCACAAUGAUUCUGUUGUGAUUGUUGAAGAGAAUCAACAACAAAGGAGAAAUCUCAGACUAAUAGGCCAGCAACAGUUGGAUAUCUGUAUACUGAUUAGUGAUGAUGAAGACGAACCAAGAGAUAAUGAUAUAUGGAUGCCUGUUGCUUCUGUUUUUGUUCUUUCCACUGCAAGGCCGUCCGGUACCGUUAGCUGUCCGAUUUGCAUGGAUGGCUACUCGGAGAUUGUGCAAAGUGGACGACUGAUCGUGUCAACCAAAUGCGGCCACGUCUUCUGCAGCCAGUGCCUCCGUGAUUCCCUUAGGAAUGCCAACUCUUGCCCAACCUGCAGGAAGAAACUCACUCACAGACAGUAUCACCCCAUUUAUAUAUGAGUACUUCUGUUUCUCAGGACAGACUCAACUGGAUUUUUGUGGAAAAUGUCAUGUUUUCAGUGCUCUGAAGAUUUAAAGAGCAGCAGGUUGUGCACACAUCCAAAUAAAACUGAUUUUUUUCGGAGAAUAA
Molecule: messenger RNA, 888 nt
Organism: Tyto alba (common barn owl)
Lineage: Eukaryota; Metazoa; Chordata; Aves; Strigiformes; Tytonidae
Gene: RNF4
Product: ring finger protein 4
Exons: 7
Coding region: 195-758 (187 amino acids)
Biological process (GO): positive regulation of transcription by RNA polymerase II
Molecular function (GO): transcription factor binding; zinc ion binding
Source: RefSeq, a predicted model, not a curated record